AUGGCCAAGACUCAGCGAGAUCUCAAGGGAUGGCUGCAUAGCUUAUGUGAGUCCAAUGAGGGUGCCAGUGUCGCAGGGGAUGAAACACCUUCAAGACGUAGUACUCGUAGAAAUAAAGUUGUCAAUGAGGAACUCAUUCUUAAACGAGAUAUCGAUGAUCUCGAGAUAAAACGUGGAGAUUCCGUCUUGAUACAACAGGAUGGAGCAUCUGAAAUUGCCAUUGUUAAGGAGAUCAAGUUUGGGAACGAUAACUUUAUUGAUUUGGUGGUGGCAUGGUUUAUUCGAAUGAGUGAUGUACCUCAAGAGAAUUUACCAUCCGAAACGUAUAGUUCAGAUGAGAUCAAUGGCAAUGAAAUCUUUGCCACUGCAUAUUUGGAUGAGAUUAAUGUUAAGGAGAUUGUCGACAAAGUCACUAUCAUCUCACAAGAAGAAUAUUCAUCCAAAGAAAUUGUGAUUGAUGAUACAAAUCAAUCUCAUGUGUUUGUGUGUAGAAGAGGAUGUGAUUCUAAUUCUGAGCAUUUCACUGAAGAAUUCGAUUAUAGGGAUAUGCAUAAGAUAUUUCUACAAGAUCAAAGUGAAUACAUUGAAUAUAUUAGAGAGAAAACGAUACCACCAGCAUAUAAAAAGCAAAUACCAUCACCAACAAAGUCAAAGCCUAAAGUUGAAACCCCAAGAAGGGAGAAAAAGAAAAGUGAAUUAGCCAUGGCAGAAUACGAGAGUAUGGGAUCAGCUUCAGAGUCAGAAGAUUCAGAUGAUUCGCUUGUCGAAGGCGCGUUGUCGUCCAGUGAAGAAGAUUCAGAUGAGGAAGUAUCAUUAACAUCCGACGAGGAAUAUGGGAAGUCUAGUCCAAGUAAAAAGAAUAAACAACCUAAAGCAUUGAAGUCGCCAAGGAAAAGAAAAUUGAAGAAGGUGGAAGAAAAAAUCCCUAAAAAGAGAGGUAGGAAGAAGAAGGAGGAGGUACUUUCAGCUGCCAAUUCACCAUCCAAGUUGAACGACGAGUCUAGAAAAUUUAUCAACAAUAUGUUGUCACCAUUAAAGAAACGGUUACGGUUGAAACAAGAUUUAUCGAAACCUUCCUUAAUGUCCUUGCCGACAUCAAAGAGGUCGAAUCUGAAACUUUCAAGCCACAAGAUUGAAUUCACUGAUGGUCCAUUGGCAGUAGAUUCAACUUCUGAAGUUUUCAAGGAACUUAGAGAAAAAUUGCAUACAUCGACGAGAUUAUCCUCGUUACCAUGCCGUGAAGAUGAAUUCACCUCCAUAUAUUUGAAUUUAGAAACCGCCAUUCAAGAGCAAACCGGGUGUUGUCUUUACGUCAGUGGAACCCCUGGGCUCGGAAAGACAGCUACCAUCCGGGAAGUGAUUGCUCAAUUACAGGAAUUAGUACCAAUGAAUGAAUUAAAUGAUUUUGAUUAUCUUGAAAUCAAUGGGUUAAAGUUAUUAACCCCCCAGGUGGCAUAUGAAGUACUCUGGGAAAGAGUCAGUGGGUUGAAAGUGAGUGCAUCAAAUGCAGCAUUACUCUUAGAAUCAUAUUUCAGUAACGAAGUGGAUGAUCCAGAUAGGAAACCAUUAAUUGUUUUAAUGGAUGAAUUGGAUCAAAUUGUAACCAAGAAACAAAAUGUGAUGUAUAAUUUUUUCAAUUGGCCAACAUAUGCUAAUUCUAAACUUAUUGUGAUUGCCGUUGCUAAUACUAUGGAUUUACCAGAAAGAGUCCUUUCAAACAAGAUUUCAUCAAGAUUGGGUCUUCGUAGAAUUCAAUUUAUUGGUUAUACAUUUGAACAACUUGGAAUUAUUAUUAAACAUAGAUUGGAUAUGCUUACCAAACAGAGUAAACGGAAAGUAGAAAUCAAUCCGGAUGCCAUUGGGUUUGCGUCGAGAAAAGUGGCAAGUGUCAGUGGAGAUGCCAGAAGAGCAUUGACCAUAUGUAGAAGAGCAGUGGAAAUUGCUGAAAAGGAGUUUAUGGCUGAAGAAAAGGAACGAGACGGAGAAGAAGAGGAAGAAGAUGGAAAAGUAUAUUGUGUACAAAUUUCACACAUUUCUAAAGCUAUCAACGAAACCAUUAACUCGCCAAUAUCCCAAUUUCUCACUGCGUUACCAUUUGCGCACAAGUUAGUUUUGGUUGGGGUACUUUUACGGAUGCGUAGAUCUGGAUUAGCUGAGAAUUCGUUGGGUGAUAUUAUUGAUGAAAUGAAGAAUUCAUUACAAUUGUUAACCUCCAAGAUCCGUGAUAAGUUUCUUGAAGAGAUAGACUCCUCGCUUACCAUGUUAGACGUUCUUUAUGGAGAAGCAUUGAUACCUAAUCUGGAUGUGGUUACGAAUGUCCGGAUUCUCAAGUUUAAACAGGUGGUCAGCGAAUUGGUAGAGAAUGGGAUUUUGCUCCAGCAGAACGUUAGAGGUGAAAGACAUAGACUUAUUCAGCUUAAUAUCUCAGAGGAUGAGAUCAUUACCGUUUUGAAGAGAGAUAAAGACAUCAACGGGAUGUUAUAG
[Candida] anglica is the source of this 2484-nucleotide messenger RNA. NCBI's taxonomy places the organism in Eukaryota, Fungi, Ascomycota, Pichiomycetes, Serinales, Debaryomycetaceae. The record is from the annotation of a GenBank genome assembly.